UUUUUUUUUUUCAUUUAUUAAUACUAUAAUGUCGAGCACAUCUUUAUUCAAAUGGAUGGGCUUGGGACAACAAUCGGGUAAGCCUUCUAUUGAUAAUGAUGCUAUUGAUGAAGGUGAACGCUAUUUUGGUCUCGAAAACUUCGGUAAUACUUGCUAUAGUAAUUCUGUAGUUCAAGCUCUUUAUUUUUGUAAACCUUUUCGGCAUUAUGUGUUAAAUUAUCCACAAUCUAUUAACAGUGCAACUCAAACUUAUAAUACACCUUUAUCAACAAAUCCUAAUUCUCCUAUGAAUGUUGUUAAUGGGCAUUCCUAUUUUCCUUCCACUAAUUCGUCAACUACAUCAUCUUCUACGCCAACUAUUAAUGGAAAUAUGCGACUGAGCAGUAAUAAUAAUGUAUUGAGUUCAUCUUGUAGAGAAACAUCUAAUUCUAGAUCGAUUCCUCGCAAUGGUGCUAAUGGCAUUUCUUCCGGAUCAACAAAUGGUGCAAGUACACCAACUACGGCUCCUAUUGAAAAAGAUCAAAAUAAUAUCAAUUUGGCACCUGGUAUGGAAGAUACCUUGUUUUCUGCACUUAAGGAUUUAUUUUGGAAGAUAUCUCAAAACAAGAAAAAAACGGGUGUCAUUGCACCUGUUAAUUUUAUUAACAAAGUUAAAAAAGAAAAUGAAUUAUUUCGAUCAAGUAUGCAUCAAGAUGCCCAUGAAUUUUUAAACUAUACUUUAAAUACUAUUGCCGAAGAUGUUCAAAGGUAUCAACAAAAGCUAGCUGAUGAGAAUGAAAAUAAGCAACAAGAAAGCAUUUAUAGUGAUAAUAGUCAUGGAUCGAGUAAUACAGGUACUACUAUUGGAUCAAAUCCUAAAACUACUUGGGUACACCAAUUAUUUGAGGGUGUGUUUUCUAAUGAAACUAAAUGUUUAUCCUGUGAAACUGUGACAAGUCGAGAUGAAUGCUUUAUGGAUUUAUCGAUUGAUGUUGAAAUGAAUUCAUCCAUUACUUCUUGCUUACGGCAAUUUUCUGCAAGUGAAACACUAUGUCAUAAAAACAAAUAUUUCUGUGAUGUAUGCUCAGGCCUACAAGAAGCGGAACGCAGAAUGAAAAUCAAAAAGUUACCCAAUAUAUUAGCACUUCAUUUGAAACGAUUUAAAUACCAAGAACAAUUGCAAAAAUAUAUAAAGUUAACAUAUCGAGUAGUCUUUCCUUUUGAAUUAAGAUUAUUUAAUACUAGCGAUGACACUGAGGAUGCUGACAGAAUGUAUGAACUUUGGAGUAUUGUGGUGCAUAUUGGAAGUGGGCCUCAUCAUGGACAUUAUGUUGCUGUUAUUAAGAGUAAUGGACAAUGGAUGUUAUUUGAUGAUGAUGUAGUUACACAAAUUCAAGAAGAUGAUAUUCAGAAAUAUUUUAGUGAUCUUCCUGGUAGUGGAUCAGGAUAUGUCUUAUUUUACCAAUCAGUGGAUCUUAAUAUGGACUCAAUUAAUAUUUCUCUUGAUAAUAAUAAGAUAGACUGUGAUAAUGAUAGGCCGGUACCAGUUAUGUCACAGCAGCCAUUGACUAUUCCCGUCAGCCCACUUCGAUUAGACAAUAUAAGUAACGAUAACAAUCAUUUUAAUUUACAAUCGCCAAUUAUAGGUAAAAAGGAUGACUACUCAAAUUCAGAAAUACCAACACCGGAAACAACUCCUUCUCCUCCACACCAAGAAGAAAAGAAAACUCGUUGGGGAUUGGGUCGUAAGAUUAGAGAAAAGAGGGAUAAAAAAUAAAAAAUGCUUUGUGUAAAUCCUUACGUACCAAAGAAGAUAAGAUCAAUAAGAAAAAAAAAGUUUCUUUUCAUGUUACAUAUUUAACCCUUUUUAUUAAUGUAUAUAAUGAAUACUAUGUUCUUCAAAUAAGACAAAUUAUAAACAGCAAGUGUGGACCUGUCCUCACGGUAAAGCAAGCCACAUCGGUGAUUGAAUUUUUAAGAGGAGCGGAAAAGAUUGUGCAGAAGGAAACUCUGGGAAGGUCAGGCAUUCUAUACAAAAAAUCGAUUG
This is a messenger RNA of Cokeromyces recurvatus, 2026 nucleotides long. RefSeq lists its product as uncharacterized. The record is from RefSeq and is a predicted model, not a curated record. Gene Ontology annotation, cellular component: cytosol; nucleus. Gene Ontology annotation, molecular function: cysteine-type endopeptidase activity; cysteine-type deubiquitinase activity. Lineage: Eukaryota; Fungi; Mucoromycota; Mucoromycetes; Mucorales; Mucoraceae. Gene Ontology annotation, biological process: protein deubiquitination. The transcript is spliced from 12 exons. Bases 29 to 1756 code for a protein of 575 amino acids.